Entelurus aequoreus (snake pipefish) is the source of this 1377-nucleotide messenger RNA. RefSeq lists its product as uncharacterized. The record is from RefSeq and is a predicted model, not a curated record. Lineage: Eukaryota; Metazoa; Chordata; Actinopteri; Syngnathiformes; Syngnathidae. Bases 1 to 1377 code for a protein of 458 amino acids. The transcript has 3 exons.
AUGGCAGAGAGUGAAAGGAAAGACAUCCUGAUGAAACAGAAAAGAAAGAUCCCUGUUGAGGAGAACUGCUGCUUGAUAAUGAAUCUGGCUGACUGUAUCGCUGCCAUGGCAACACGUGGUCAGUCGCCCAGGAGACAGUGUGCAGCAUGUGCAGUCCACAUCUCCCCGCCCACCAAGUCCACAUCUCCCCGCCCACCUAGUCCACAUCUCCCCGCCCACCUAGUCCACAUCUCCCCGCCCACCUUGUCCACAUCUCCCCGCCCACCUUGUCCACAUCUUCCCACCCACCUUGUCCACAUCUCCCCACCCACCUUGUCCACAUCUCCCCGCCCACCUUGUCCACAUCUCCCCGCCCACCUUGUCCACAUCUCCCCGCCCCCUUGUCCACAUCUCCCCGCCCACCUUGUCCACAUCUCCCCGCCCACCUUGUCCACAUCUCCCCACCCCCUUGUCCACAUCUCCCCGCCCACCUUGUCCACAUCUCCUCCCCGCCCACCUUGUCCACAUCUCCCCGCCCACCUUGUCCACAUCUCCCCACCCACCUUGUCCACAUCUCCCCGCCCACCUUGUCCACAUCUCCCCGCCCACCUAGUCCACAUCUCCCCGCCCACCAAGUCCACAUCUCCCCGCCCACCUAGUCCACAUCUCCCCGCCCACCUAGUCCACAUCUCCCCGCCCCCUUGUCCACAUCUCCCCGCCCACCUUGUCCACAUCUCCCCGCCCACCUUGUCCACAUCUCCCCACCCACCUUGUCCACAUCUCCCCGCCCACCUUGUCCACAUCUCCCCGCCCCCUUGUCCACAUCUCCCCGCCCACCUUGUCCACAUCUCCCCGCCCACCUUGUCCACAUCUCCCCACCCCCUUGUCCACAUCUCCCCGCCCACCUUGUCCACAUCUCCUCCCCGCCCACCUUGUCCACAUCUCCCCGCCCACCUUGUCCACAUCUCCCCGCCCACCUUGUCCACAUCUCCUCCCCGCCCACCUAGUCCACAUCUCCCCACCCCCUUGUCCACAUCUCCCCGCCCACCUUGUCCACAUCUCCCCGCCCACCUUGUCCACAUCUCCCCGCCCACCUUGUCCACAUCUCCCCACCCACCUUGUCCACAUCUCCCCGCCCACCUUGUCCACAUCUCCCCGCCCACCUUGUCCACAUCUCCCCGCCCCCUUGUCCACAUCUCCCCGCCCACCUUGUCCACAUCUCCCCGCCCACCUUGUCCACAUCUCCCCACCCCCUUGUCCACAUCUCCCCGCCCACCUUGUCCACAUCUCCUCCCCGCCCACCUUGUCCACAUCUCCCCGCCCACCUUGUCCACAUCUCCCCACCCACCUUGUCCACAUCUCCCCGCCCACCUUGUCCACAUCUCCCCGCCCACCUAG